Molecule: messenger RNA, 933 nt
Organism: Melitaea cinxia (Glanville fritillary)
Lineage: Eukaryota; Metazoa; Arthropoda; Insecta; Lepidoptera; Nymphalidae
Exons: 5
Coding region: 310-933 (207 amino acids)
Source: RefSeq, a predicted model, not a curated record
GGCGACACUUUUUUUGCUAUACUUUGUAUACCAAACUUGAAUUUUUAUAUAAAUUGGCAAAAUUGUACGUCAAAAUGAAAAAAUUUAAACGUCGGAAACGUCGUAAUUGUCAAAUUUUGACUCGAACAAUUAUUUCCUAACCGCCAUAUUAUAUUGCAACCACCGAGUAACCACGCCGGAAUUUUGGAUUUUUAGAUUUUUCUGCAUAUAUAUUUUCUAAGCCCUAAUACUUUAUUGUGAGAAUAUUAUUCGUCGCUUCUAGGGAUUUACUAUGGAAAAUACAGUGAAACGUAAUGUGAGAUAUCAAAAAUGUACUAUUUGUGGUCUAAAGAGGACCCCUGGACUGGAGCCAAUGUAUUUUUGAAGAAGUUUCCACUUGAUCCAGAUCGUUUUCAAGAUAUAACAAAUUCAGAGAAUGUGCAAUGGAAUGAAAAUAUUUUAUCUAAAAAUGCUGAAUACAGCUUUCUCCCUUUGCCCUCUACUUCGCAGCCACCACAAGGACUUACUUUUGAAAAAACACUAGAUUCUACAUUAACUGAACAUGAGAAAAUCCUGCUGAGUCAUUUGACUCAAACUAAAUUAAGCUUAAAGCGUUUGGCAGUCGAAAUGCGAACUGUGAGGAAGACACAUAAAUUGUUUGUAGCUUAUAACGAUAUUAGCGGGGUCCGCACUGACAUGCCUAAUAGAAAUAAUAAUGAUGACAUUCAAGUUGUUGAUGAAAUAUUUUAUCCUGUUUUGUCUUUGCCCAAUGAAAUCGAUUUCUUUUUAUAUGAAAAUGAUUUAUGUAACUUUUUGGAGCAGCCAGUAGUAUAUGUUAGUGGUUAUUUAGCUGCAAAAUUAUUAGAUAGAACGAAAUGUCAGAAAUGUAAAGAUUCGUUAAAAGUUGAUAAACCAGUAGACGACUUAAACAAUUAUAUUAGUUUUAAAGAAUGA